This is a messenger RNA of Symbiodinium sp. CCMP2592, 3516 nucleotides long. The record is from the annotation of a GenBank genome assembly. NCBI's taxonomy places the organism in Eukaryota, Dinophyceae, Suessiales, Symbiodiniaceae.
AUGGAAGGAACAGAUUCAAAGGAGAUAUCCGAUUUGGCCCCGAAGAUGUCGCGGCUUCCCAGCAAAGACAGGAGUGGCAAGAAGAAUAUGAAGGUUGCCGGCAAGUUCGUCCAGGCAUCCACCGAAAACCUUGGCCGGAAGAGCAGGAUUAAUGGUUUCCUCAAAAGUAUCUACCUGGCCAACUUCAUGGCAGCUGUGGUUCUGGUUGAUGCAUACUGUACCUGUGUAGACAUCGAUGCGACAGCUGCCGGUUCCCAACCACCGGAGAUCAGUUCUUUGAUUUCCAGCCUCUGCCUGGUGACUUAUACUCUCGAAAUCGCCGCCUUGCUAAGCGUCUUCGGCGUGAGAGCAUCUUUCAGUGACUGGUUCAUGGCACUGGAUAUUAUCAUUGUCGGUUGCGGCUGGGCAGAGGAGAUCAUCUCCGUCUUUUCGGAUGGAGGGCUCAACUUCCGCACCGCUGUGUUGCGGGCAUUGCGCCUGGUGCGGAUCUUCCGACUUGCACGUGCGUUGAAGAGGAUCCGCCCCUUGAGGGAGUUGUACAAGCUUGCCAUUAUGAUGGCCACCUGCUUUCGGGCACUCCUCUGGUGCUUCUUGUUGUGCUUCGUAGUCAUGACCGUGUGGGCCAUGUUGAUCGUUGAAGUGGUCAGUCCGUUCGUGAAGGAGAUGCACGCAAACAUGGACCGCGAUUUUUUCAAGGCUUGCCAUCCACAGUGCACAAAGGCAGUCUCGACCGUAAUGGAUGCAAACUUGUUGCUGUUCAAGACAGUUAUCGCGGGCGACGCUUGGGGUGAGAUUGCUGUUCCUGUCAUUCAGGAGCAUCCAGCAACUUUCAUCAUUUUCAUUGGCUCUUCAUUGACAUUGGUCUUUGGAGUUUUGAAUCUUAUUGUGGCAGUGGUGGUGGAUACCUUUGCUGAAUCUCGGCAGAGCGAUGUUCAAAGCCUGGCAGAGGAGAUGGAGGAUGAGAUCGAACAUGAUCGAGCAGCCCUUGGGAAGCUGUUUGCCCGAAUGGACCGAGAUCGGAGCGGUAAGCUCACCCUCGCGGAGCUGAUGGAAGGUGCGCAGACCGACUCUGAGUUUCGGGGGCGUCUCCGAGUCAUGGACAUUGACGAGCAAGACUUGGAGUCACUUUUCUACAUGAUCGAUGAGGAUCAGUCUGGAACCAUCGAUGUGGCCGAGUUUAUCGGCCCUCUCAGCCGCUGGGCGCAUGACUCCAAGACCGCCCCCCGGUUUAUCAAGUACAACAUGAUCCAGACGAUGAAUCUCCAAGAGGAGCUCUACGAUCUAUCUGUGGAAUGCUUUCAGCAGCUGGCCGCCAAAAUUGACGGCGUGGCCCGGUCCGUGGCUGAACUGAGGCCGCCGCCACUUUCUGCUCAAGGGCAGGACGAUGUCCGAAGCGACAGAGAUGCGGCAUAUGGGAAGUCAGACUCCAUCGCAUCUGAGCUGCCCGCGGGGGAUCUGCAAGAACUUCGACAGAAAGUGGAUGGACCUGGGACCCGUGGCCCGUCUGCUCCGGCCCUGCACUACGAAGCCGAGGCAGAAGUCCUGCAGCCGCCACCUUCGCCUCAGCCUGUGGAGUUCCUCGCAGCAGGCGGGCAGCCAAUGGUGAACGUGGAGGCAGCGCUGGCGAGCGCAAUGUCCAGGCUUGAGGCUAAGCUGGAGCUGAUGCUGGCAGAUGCUUGGGGGAUGCUGGGGAGAAAAGUUUCUGAAGGCAUGAUUUUGGAAGCCUGGCGCUUGGUUUCCGCUGCCGUCCUGUCGCUGAAGGAGGAGCCCUCCCUACUUUCUGCCGUCUCGCUCUACACCCUUUGCUUGGGCGGCUGCUUCGGCGCCUGCAGCCGAGGGGCGGCCGGUACAGCCCUGCUUCUGAAAGGCGCGGGUUUCCACACGCAACCCGCUGCCUGCCGCCUGCUGAGCGCGCUGCUCAUGGCCGCGGCAUUGCCUCUCUCAGGAGGCUUUCGUAUCAUCUUCUGCCUCUGGGCUUUCGCCUGCCCGGAGUUCCCUUUGGAGAACGGCGAGUACUCCCUUGACCGGAUGGCGACGAUCUCCUCUGAUGCCCUCCGCCUCCUCAGUGAGCUGAAAGAGGACAAUGUUCCUAUGGUAGUUUACGAGCUGAUGAAGAUCAAGCUCGACAAUAAGGAGGAGUUGGGUCACCUGAUCCAGAUCAUUUUUAAGAAGGCCGUUCAGGAGCCUGAUCAUAGUGCCUCCUUCGCCGACAUACUUUACGGCUUGAGGGCGCGGUAUCCGCAAUUCCGCAACGAAGCCGAUGCAAAGAAACCCUGGUCUUUCACCCGGGUGCUGCUGAACAACUGCCAAGACUUAUACGAGAGCCAUCCCUGCUCUUUCACUUUCGAGGCAACCGACGCGGAUCGGGCGCUCUACCCCGAGCCUGCCGACCUCCAAGCAGAGCUUGCGCGCAGGAAGGACAGCAUGUUGGCUGUUUUGAAACUCUUUGCACAUCUUCAUCUCCGGGGUCUACUGGCGACCAAGGUCAUCGGCCAGGUCGUGCACGACCUCAUCGGUAUGAAAGAGCCUACUUCCGAACUGCCGGAGGCCACUCAAAUCGAGUGUGUUUGCGCGCUGCUGGAGGUUUGUGGGCCGGGGAUGGAAGAAGGCUCAGUCGGGUCGACCCUCCUCAGCACCUUCCAGGCUCGCCUGAUGGAUUUGCACAACGCGAAGUUUAAGGGUGAGGAGGUGUAUUCAGAGAGCGUCCGCUCCAUGAUCGCGGACAACAUCCACCUGCGCCAGACCAAGUGGAAGCAGAAGGACCCGACCUCGCUGCUCCGCGUGCGGAAGUUCAGCGGGGAUGUGGUGGACCUUUACGAAGUUGACAUAGCUGCCGUGGCAAAGUCCUGCGGGAGCCGUGUCCUUGCUGCCAAGCUCCUGCUGUCUUUCGCGACGGGAUUCGCCACGCACCGACACCAGCUCGUUGCAACCACGGCGAUUGCGGAGUCGGAUUUGCUGAAGCUACCGCAAGAUCUCAGCUUGGUCAUGCAGGACUUUGUGGAGGUUGCACCUGGAGAGACCAAAAAGCUCCAUGAGGCGUGCAAAGAGGGAAAGAUCAAGAAGAUCGACUGCAUGCUCCGUCGGCCGUACAACCCGGAUGCGAUGCAAGGGGGACAAGCGACGGCGACAACCCCACUGCUGGUGGCGAUCCGGCAAAACCAAGUCAAGGCAGUGAAAUUGCUCGUGCACGCGCGGGCCAACGUGAACCUCGCUGACGGCAGGGGCGAGACGCCGCUGGUCGUCGCGGUGAAAAGCGGCCAGGUGGCCCUGAUCCAGCUGCUGGUGGAGGGACGCGUCGACGUGAACAAGGCCCAACGAAAUGGCCUGACGCCGCUCUUCGCGGCAGCAGAGUGUGGCUUCUUGGACGUCGUGAAGCUUCUGCUUAAAGCAGAAGCCGAUCUCAGUCUUGCUGACAAUGCGGGCCAAACACCGAUAUCCGUCGCUGUUGAGAGGGGCUUCCGCGACGUGGCCAAGCUUUUUCUCCAGGUCUUGGCCCCAAAGUUGGCCGGGACAUGA